CAAGCUUAAGACCCAAAUACAUUUUCUGAAAUCAUUUCAGUUCUGGCAAUCGAAAAACCCACACAAAAUGUGGAAGUGGAUGGUUAAUAUUAUAUUAUUAUCCGUGGUGCAGGCCAACGAAAAAGUAGAUGGACAAAUACCACCGACAGCCACACCCCAAAAAAUAUUUCUGCCGUAUCCGUGUUAUAGUCCAGUUUCAAACUACAUACCCCAACAUUCCCAGAAUUAUCCAAACCCGGGAUUCCUUUGUUAUCCACAAAAUGAAUUUAGUAAAUACCUCUGGUAUCCACCGUGGGGCCAAUGGGUAUCACAAGUAUAUCCGACAGGAAAUGGGGUACCUGUCCCUUAUCCUGAACUUCAAACUCCGCCAGUUCAACUUCUUACACUACCCGCACCACCUACGUUUCCGAUUCCUUUCCACCAAUAUCCAGGUUGGAGUUCUCCUGGAGCUUCGAUUCCUUCCUAUCCACAUCCAGGACUACAACAGCCACCAGGCUCAAGUCCACCGCAAGGUUGGGGUUCCGCACAACAUCCAGGAAUUCAAGGACCACCUGGCUCCAGUCCAUUGGGACCACCAUAUCCUCUCAACCAAUCUCCAGGAUCAUCUGCAACGCCAGGUUGGAUUCAACCCGGAUCACCUUUUCCUCCCUCUCCACUAUCAGGACAACCGGGAACAUCGGAUUUGAAUACAUGGGGGUCUGAGAAUCGUGCCGUCCAUCCUCCGGCGCAUCCCGUACCACCAGGUUGGAGUUCACCUGGAUCUUCGAUUUCUUCCCGCCAACAUCCAGCAUUACAAGGAACACCAUUGGGAACUCUUGGACCCGCCCUCCUUGGCCAACGUCCAGGAUCUGUAUCUGUGAAUUCUACCCUUCAGUCCAUACCACCGAGUUGGAAUUGGUCGGGAUCUUUAGGUGCUCCUGUCCAGCCUCCAGAAUUUCCGCCCCAACAAACUUGGAGUCCAUCGGGACCUAAUUCUCCCCUUCAGCCUCCAGGAUGGCCCAUACAACCUCCAAGAUUACCGGCACAACCAAGCUGGAAUGUAGGCUGGCGAGCACCUGUAAAUGGAAAUAAUCCAAAAUCGGAUCAUAAGAAUGCCACCAAUGAAAAACCAAAAUAAACAAAUGGCAAUAUAACAUUUUGGUAAAAAAUGUAAUUGACAUUCGAAAAGUCUGGCAGCAAGCUGUAUUUUUGUCAUUCAUAAUAACUAUAUAUAACUAUAACUAAUAAAACCUGCAAAUUAAAAAAACUA
This is a messenger RNA of Drosophila teissieri, 1249 nucleotides long. Its product is annotated as extensin. Bases 68 to 1117 code for a protein of 349 amino acids. The transcript has 2 exons. Lineage: Eukaryota; Metazoa; Arthropoda; Insecta; Diptera; Drosophilidae. The record is from RefSeq and is a predicted model, not a curated record.